AUGAGCAGUGCUCAAGAUCUUCGCUAUGUGCGAUAUGAAAAAUCGCGCGAAAAUGAGUAUGUCGCCGCAAUGCGCCAGCUGAUCUCCAAAGAUCUGUCCGAACCUUACAGCAUCUACGUCUACCGCUAUUUCCUAUACCAAUGGGGUGACCUAUGUUUCCUCGCGAUGGACGAUAAAGAUGAGAUGGUCGGAGUCGUGGUAUCAAAGCUAGAGCCGCACCGCGGAGGCCCACUGAGAGGGUAUAUCGCCAUGCUGGCCGUGCGCGAAGAGUACCGCGGGCGGGGAAUUGCAACCAAGCUAGUGCGCAUGGCCAUCGAUGCUAUGAUCGAGCGGGAUGCAGAUGAGAUCGUUCUCGAAACUGAAAUCACCAACACCGGGGCAAUGAAACUGUACGAGCGGUUGGGCUUCAUUCGGAGCAAACAGCUCCACCGUUAUUACUUGAACGGAAAUUCGGCUUACCGACUUGUGCUCUAUCUCAAAGAAGGUGUGGGUGCGAUUCGGACAGCACUUGACCCGUAUGGUCUUCCACCACCAGUACCCGGUCUACCUGACACGUGCGAGGGACAUUCUCAUGCCAAUAUGGGGUCAUUAAUUUGA
Penicillium digitatum Pd1 is the source of this 597-nucleotide messenger RNA. RefSeq names its product peptide alpha-N-acetyltransferase MAK3. Gene Ontology annotation, cellular component: NatC complex. Lineage: Eukaryota; Fungi; Ascomycota; Eurotiomycetes; Eurotiales; Aspergillaceae. The record is from RefSeq and is a predicted model, not a curated record. Gene Ontology annotation, molecular function: protein-N-terminal amino-acid acetyltransferase activity. Gene Ontology annotation, biological process: N-terminal peptidyl-methionine acetylation.